This is a messenger RNA of Pisolithus orientalis, 1220 nucleotides long. Its product is annotated as beta-lactamase-like protein. Gene Ontology annotation, molecular function: 3'-tRNA processing endoribonuclease activity. NCBI's taxonomy places the organism in Eukaryota, Fungi, Basidiomycota, Agaricomycetes, Boletales, Pisolithaceae. Bases 126 to 815 code for a protein of 229 amino acids. The transcript is spliced from 5 exons. Gene Ontology annotation, cellular component: nucleus. The record is from RefSeq and is a predicted model, not a curated record.
CGCAGGUUCGAUUCCUGCCAGGGACAAUUGUUUUUUUUCUUGAUGGUCUCAGGCGACGUCGGCCGCGAGAGUAAAUGGACAGUCGCAUCUUGUUUUGUAGUUGUUCGCGGUGGGCACCCACAAUAAUGUCAAGAAAAAGUGGCAUCGGAUCGAUGGAUCUCGCCGGCGACGUCUGGCUCUUUGAUUGCGGUGAGGCUACCCAGCACCAACUCCAAAAGAGCGUCUUAAGGAUGGGCAAGAUCAAGAAGAUAUUCAUCACGCACACACAUGGAGAUCACAUUUUCGGGCUGGUACCACUAAUAUCUACGUUAGCUAACGGUGCCGGAGGCGCCGUCGGUGACGUCGGCGAUCCUCGUCUGCAGACUCAGCUCGAUAUUGACCCCUUGGAGAUUUACGGUCCACUUGGUACACGUGCGUAUGUUCGAGCAAGUCUUACAUACACCCACAGCGUCUUGGCACGACAGUACGUCGUCCACGAGUUGCGGUUCCCUGAUGACCCACCAGACGGCGACAAUUCUUCCCUACCGAUCCAUACCUCAGAGAUCCCCGGUCGCAAUAUACCGCAAGUCGAUGGAGUAUGGAGAAAUAUCUUCCGAGAUGAUGCCGUUGCAGUCUGCGCAGGCCCCAUCCUGCACUCUGUACCGUGCGUAGGAUACGUGAUAACGGAGGCCCCCAUACCGGGGAAGAUGGACCCUAAAAAAUACAUACCUGACAUUAAGAGGACAAAGGCACCUAUGACAUGCAUGAGCCGUCUACAACAAGGACAAAGCAUCGAGCUCCCAGAUGGAACUGUACUGCACGGCCCUCCUCGCUGACCAGGUCGAAAGGUCGUGAUACUUGGAGACACUUAUGAUCCUUCCCUUAUAUCCGAUAUCGCCACUUCGCCCGACGUUCUCGUUCACGAGGCAACCAAUGCCCAUCUUCCAGGGGUAGAUUCAUCUACCAAACCCGACGAUACUUUUGAAAGUGUCGAAACGCGCGCAAAAACACGGGGACACUCAACCCCUCAACUUGCGGGGGCGUUCGCCACCCUUAUUGGAGCCCGGAAAUUGAUUCUCAACCACUUCUCAGCUAGGUAUCCAGGGAACGACGAAGGGAAUGAAGAGGCCGGUAGGAUCAUGAAGGCGAUCGCAUGUUUAGCCAAGGAACAUUAUGAUGGAGAGAUUGUCUGCGCGCGAGACUUGAUGACGGUAGAAAUCAAACUUCAUUUUAGUCGUCUG